Messenger RNA from Colletotrichum truncatum, 675 nucleotides. RefSeq lists its product as uncharacterized. NCBI's taxonomy places the organism in Eukaryota, Fungi, Ascomycota, Sordariomycetes, Glomerellales, Glomerellaceae. The record is from RefSeq and is a predicted model, not a curated record.
AUGUCGAGCUCAACACCUCCUCAUUGCUGGACUCCCAUGACCAAGAUGCACACAUCUCUCUUGAUUACAACAGUUCAGAGACGUAAGAUCAAGACCCAGUCCAGUGACACCCCCAAUGGGCCUCAGCAGCGCAAUGGAAUCGACUGUGGAGUCCUUAUACUGCCCAACGCCUUGCACAUCAUGAUGAAGAUCCACGGGGACAAGGGAAAGGCGCCAAGCUCUCGUACGAUGAAUGGGCCCGACGAGAGUGUGAGACAGGCCUGGUCAAACAACAUGACCAAAAGACAGCGCGUCAUGGUUUCGAACAAUAAUUCUUUGACGAAGGAGUACUCGGGUCAUUGGAAGGACUGUCUGGAGCUCAUCCAAGCGCUUAAAGGGCUACAGUCUGCAGAGGAACAAUCCAAGGGAAAUGCUGCGCUGAUACGGAGCAUCAACCAUCGCAGAGCAUUAAUUGGUCUCCUCUCGGCCAUUGAGACCAUGAAUGACUUAGAGCAGCGUUGCUUCAAAUUCGAGCGGACGAUCCUUGGACGCCUGCGACAGCGCCACAAUCACCUUGGCUGGUCCGACAUGGCCCUAGAUGCUGCUUUGAAAGGCAUCAACAUGGAAGUCAGCGACGUCCAGGAUCGCCUGAGACGUCCUGAGGCAGCUCUUGAACAGAUUGUUCUACAAGGCUAG